Ordospora pajunii is the source of this 1761-nucleotide messenger RNA. RefSeq lists its product as uncharacterized. The record is from RefSeq and is a predicted model, not a curated record. The coding region runs from base 1 to 1761 and encodes 586 amino acids. NCBI's taxonomy places the organism in Eukaryota, Fungi, Microsporidia, Ordosporidae. Gene Ontology annotation, molecular function: helicase activity; ATP binding; RNA binding. The transcript has a single exon. Gene Ontology annotation, cellular component: intracellular anatomical structure.
AUGUCUUUGUAUGGAUACUACUUACCAAUAGAAGAGCACAGGGAUAGGAUAGUUGAUGUGGUUGGGAGAUCGAAGGUAUGUGUGAUCAAAGGGCCGACUGGAUGUGGCAAGUCAACAUAUAUUCCGUAUUUGCUGUCGUCGGAAGGAGGAAGGAUAGCGAUAGUUGAGCCGCGAAGGAUGGCCGUUAUGUCGCUGUACAGGACACUGUCUGAUGUGAUGGGGAAUGUUGGAUACAAGAUGCGGUUUAGCAAACAUGGACUGAGGAAUGCAAGAACAGUGAUAUAUACCGACGGAAGCUUUCUGAACGAGAUGGACAGACACGAGUUUGACUAUGUGAUUAUUGAUGAGGUGCAUGAGCGAUCGAUCCGAACAGAUGUUGUUCUUGGGCUGAUAAAGAGCAUGCUUGGCAGGAUGAAUGGAAAGAUCAUACUGAUGAGUGCGACUGUUGAUGUGAAGAAGAUAUGCAGGUAUUUUGAUGCAAACGUGCUGGAGAUAUCCGGAACGCCAUAUCCGGUUAGAAUUGAAUAUUUGCAAGAAAGCACAAGCGACUAUUUAGUGGAGGCGUAUUGCAGGAUUAAGAAGAUAGUAAGCGGAUGCCAUGGCACAGAAGAUGCGAAUGGCAGAGAUAUUCUGGUAUUUCUACCUGGCGAAGAGGAUAUCAAUGAGCUGUAUGCGAUGCUGAGAAGGAUUCCUGUUGUGAAGGCCUACAAGGUGUUUUCGGCACUUGGAGACCAUGAGCAGAGCAGGAUAUAUGAGGCGUCGAAGCUGAGGAAGGUUAUUCUAUCAACAAACAUAUGCGAGGUAUCGUUAACAAUACCCGGUGUUGGAUAUGUGAUUGACACAGGGCUUGCGAAAGUGAAGAUCUACGAUGCGAUGAACUAUUUUGGAAUUCAGGCAGUAUCGAAAGAGUCAGCAAACCAAAGAUUGGGAAGAUGCAACAGGACGGGGCCUGGGGUUUGCUACAGGCUAUACACAGAAAGUGCAUAUGAAGAAAUGCCGAAUCAGCAGAUGCCUGAGAUAUGCAGGUCUGAUCUGUCUCAGGUAGUCUUGCAGCUUUUGAGCCAUGGCAAGAGCCCGCUGACGUUUGAGUUUCUAGACUAUCCGACAUGUGAAAACAUUGUGAAUGCAAUUAAGUUUCUUGCUGGCAAGCGAUGCAUUGAAAUUGAUGGGAUAGCGAAUGAAGAUGUUUCUGGAAUAAGGAUGAGAGCCACGGGGUAUGGUAGGACUGUGCUGAGGCAUCCUUUUGAUACACAUCUGGCACACUUCUACCAGCAGACGAUUGAUAAUGGUGUUGGAUAUUUUGGAUCGAUUGUUGUUUCGUUGGCAAGCCAAGAAGGAUACAGCUUUUUGAAGUGCAAGGAUAUUGACUGCAGCAGUGACCUGGAGUUUCUUAUCAAACUGUUUGAGGGAUAUGCUGAUAGCGAAGAUAAGAAGCAAUAUUGUGUGAAGCACGGGGUGUCUGUGAAAUGCAUGGAGGUUGCAAAGCAAACAUUUGGAUCGUUAAGAAGAUGCAAGGAUGGAGACAUCGGCAUGCUUGAGAAGGUUUUUAGCCAUUCGUAUCAGCACAAUACAUGUGAAAGAAUGGGGGAUGGAAGCUACAGACAUGCUAGCAGCGGCGAGAUUGUGUGGAUCCAUCCAGACAGUCGGUUUUUUAAACGUAGAGAUCGGUUUGUUGUGUUUGUGGAUGUUUUCUACACAUCUAAGGCAUAUGCAAGGAUAGUUGGUAGGUAUUUCUCAAACAGCUCAUCUGUGAUCAGAUAG